CCUCGCUCCGCUACGUCCGGGGUAAACGCUUAUCGUCCUUUUGGCAUCAUUGCCUACAUUCGACCCAUCAACCCGCCGUCCCUCGUUCGAGCCGCCACGUACGAUGCCCUUGUUUCGCCGACGUCUGCUACGUUCUCCUGCCAUUCACAUAUUGAUGUCAUCAGCGGCAACUGACAGGCAGGCCGAAUAUCUCUUCGGUCGAGGUAUGCCUACUUUGGACGUGUCUCUUCUGCGCACUCUUGCGUUCGAUUACCCAAUCCGAGUGCAACAGGCAAUAACACCCUCAUACAUGUCGUGUUGUCUUCGAGACUAUGUCACUACACCGACCUCACAGAAUCACGGCAACACUCGUACCUCGUACUUUCGAGCUCUGGUCUUAGGCCCCGCCGGCUGUCUCCCGAUCACUCCUGGUGAUGGGUACUCACCGUAGAUCUCAGGCAGAUCCUCCACGAGAAGAGCUGGCGUCUCGAUUAUCGACAAACCUUGCUCGCGUACUCGUCGCAAGUACUCUGCCACCCUUAACCAGCUAG
Messenger RNA from Rhodofomes roseus, 530 nucleotides. RefSeq lists its product as uncharacterized. NCBI's taxonomy places the organism in Eukaryota, Fungi, Basidiomycota, Agaricomycetes, Polyporales, Fomitopsidaceae. The transcript is spliced from 2 exons. Bases 104 to 430 code for a protein of 108 amino acids. The record is from RefSeq and is a predicted model, not a curated record.